Molecule: messenger RNA, 1308 nt
Organism: Arxiozyma heterogenica
Lineage: Eukaryota; Fungi; Ascomycota; Saccharomycetes; Saccharomycetales; Saccharomycetaceae
Exons: 1
Coding region: 1-1308 (435 amino acids)
Source: RefSeq, a predicted model, not a curated record
AUGGUGGUAUCUAAAUCAGAAGAAAUACAAUCUAAGAUAUCUUCAACAAAGAAACAUUUAUCUAAGUUUAAAUCCUUUUUCAAAAAUAUUAAUGUUGAAUCUUUCAAAAAUGAUAACUUCUCUUCAGCAAAAGGUAUUAGACCUUUAGUUUUUCAAGAGACUCAAUAUUUCUCAAAUGGAGAGAUUAUUGAAACAACUCAACCAGAUAAUCAUUUAAUUAUUAAAGAUAAAUCCAGAACUUUUUUCAAUGUUGAGAGAAAAGAUGAACAUACACCUGUGGUUGAACAACAAUUACGUGGUAGAAGAAGAAAAGAAACAGUGAAUAAGAUAAAAUAUUUUUUUAAAGAAAAAAUUGCUCCUGUUUUUCAAUCUUUUAAGAAAACAGAUGAUGUGCUAGGUUUGGAUAUAAAACUGUAUGCCACGGCAUGCAAAAAUUAUAAGGUGAGGCAACAAAUUAAAAAUCUUAAAGAGACAGUAUUUGAAAUUAAGCAGAUUAAGCAACAUCUACUAAAAAAAGUUGAAAAAUAUAACUCAAAUUUUGAUCCAUUAGAAUUAGAAUACAUGGAAUUACUGAGUACAGAAAUAGAUUCACUAAAAACUUUAUUACAAAAAAAAAGAUUAGAAAAAAGAGCACAAGUAAAUAGUCUAGUAGAAUUAUUAUACCGGUUACAAUACUUAGGGGAAAACAUUGAAGAACAUGAAAAUGUAUUGAAAGUGCAAAAGGAAGAAGACAAUGAAAGUAGAGAAAACAUACUAAGAGAAAGACAUCUGAUACUAAGAGAAAGAGAACGGCGAAAUGAAAAAACCGAACUAUAUAAAUGGCAAUUAGACCAGAUUGAAAAGCAAAGGUUGCGUCCCAAGGAAAACGAGAGGCCAAUCCUUCAUUUUUCAAAAAUAAAUCCCUGGACAGUAAAAAAUGAUCUGCUGAGGGAUCAGAGUGAGCAAAUCUCAUCCUGGCAGUUAAGAUUUAAUUUUUUACAACGUCAAAAACCAUCUGUAACCAUAUGGGAGAUACAGAGUGGUGAGGUACCAUUGUCAGGUGUUCAUCCUCGGACAUUACGAUAUGCACAAGAAUAUGCAAAAAAAUAUUAUGAUAUGCAAUUAGAAAUAGAACAAAUUAUACAGCAACAAGAACAAGAAAAGCUUCAAUUAGAAAGGGAUACUGUUGAGUACGUGAAGGCAUUCUGGAAUACCAAAAGUAGACAAAUAGCAAGAGAAAUUAAGGAAAGUGAAGUCUUACAGCAAUUGAUAACAUUUAAUAAUAAGGUUGGAAUUCAUAUAUCCAAUCUUUAUCAUAGAAUUAUUUAG